This is a messenger RNA of Hordeum vulgare subsp. vulgare (domesticated barley), 1821 nucleotides long. Its product is annotated as F-box/FBD/LRR-repeat protein At1g13570-like. The record is from RefSeq and is a predicted model, not a curated record. Lineage: Eukaryota; Viridiplantae; Streptophyta; Magnoliopsida; Poales; Poaceae. The transcript is spliced from 5 exons. The coding region runs from base 153 to 1439 and encodes 428 amino acids. Gene Ontology annotation, molecular function: protein binding.
CGGCGGCCGUGUCGUGCCGCGCCGUGCUGCCUCGCGACGAUCGCACCGGCGGCCGUGGCAGGUGAAAGCAACCGAACCCAACAAGAGCGGGGGGACAGGAAGAGAUCGGAGGCAGCUGCCCCAACCUAGGUUCUCACAGUAAAGUGUACCAAAUGGACCAUGGGAGUUCCCCAACGAAGGUACGUAAGUCUGUUGUGGAUGAAGAUUUCAUCAGCAAUCUACCGGAAGCUCUCAAAGACAAAAUCCUAUGCUGUCUGCCAAUAAAAGAAGCUGUUGGAACUUGCCUCUUGUCAAGGAGUUGGAGGUACACAUGGGCUUCAAUGACCGAACUGAUGUUCAGGAGAGCUGAUUUUGCUUCAGGAAAUGGCAAUGCAGACGAUGACACAUGCAGAUUUCUUAAGUUCACUGAUAUGUUUCUCUUCCUCCACAACGGUCCAAUUCUGAAAUUUGGCCUGAAUACCAUAGAGAAUGAAAUGGUAUCCACUGGAGGACACCUUUCCCGUUGGAUGCUUAUGCUGUCAAGAAAUAAGAUUAAGGAGAUUCAACUUUGGACAAGUAUACGUGACAGUUACAAGAUCCCUUCUUGUUUCUUCUCCUGCCAUGAACUAGAAUAUGUAUAUCUGCGAGCUUGUUUUUUCACUAGUUUACAGUUGCCACCUCUAUCUAAAGGCUUCAAACAAUUGCGUACUCUUCGUCUGGAAUAUGUCAGCGUGCAAGGAAGCAGUUUAGAGGAUUUAGUAGCGAGUUGCCCGAAUUUGGAGAAACUUAGUAUUUGUAGAUUGUGCAGCAAAUCCAAUAUCAAUAUUCGUUCAACAAAGCUCAAGAUGCUAACAAUUGAAGGCCGGUUUAUACACCUCAAUCUGCAUGCUCCUUAUCUUACUUCUGUAUGGAUUGGACUGGAACUGAAAUCUGACACAGAUGGUGCUUUGACGGCCAGAUGCAACUUCAAUCUUUCUCCAUUUAUUGCUUCUCUUUCUGAUGUUGAGACUAUUAGGUUUCAUGGACAGAUCCUUGAGUGCGUAGAACAUGAAUUUCUGAUUCUCAAGCAGCCAAGAUUAUUCAACCGGCUGACAGAGAUAAGCCUGGAGAUCAAUCUCGGUAAUCUCAAGCAAGCAAAUUUUGCCUUGUCCUUAUUUCAGCAUGCCCCCAACCUACGACUUGUCAAACUAAAGUUUAUUUCCAGGAAUUCCGUGGUACCAACGGUGCAUUUCUGGGAAUCAUUAAACCGUGAUGUCUGUCUCUUCCAGAACGUUGAUGUAGUUAGUCUGUUCAACUUUACUGGCUCCUUUGCAGAGCUAGCCUUCUUGAAACUUCUACUUGAAGAUGCACCGGUGUUAAGAAAAGUGAGAAUAAGCGACAAGGGAUUGGACAAAGAUGUCCUAAAAAAUCUUCUGAUGAUGAGAAGAGCAUCAAGGGAUGCAGAAAUAUUGAUUCUUUGAGACUUGUUUCCCCCACUCGAAAAAGGAUCAAGUCCAAUCUAAUGAAGGAACCAGUCAAGACGAUAGGAAGGAACGGUAUCAAACUCGUGCUGGGAACUUCGAACAACUCUACUACUAUGGUUUGGUGCGAUCUUGUAAGACGCGAGCUCUGAAGUUAGGGUGUACCCCGUGGUCCUGUGAAAAACAGUGUUGCCUCAAGAGUUGCUUACCUGUUGUGUCAAAGUUCAGAAAGAAAAUGUUUGUCAACUUAACUUGUGCUGUGCAGCCUAUUGCCAAAUUUGCUGGGUACUCUCAGUGUAUUCCUAUGGGGUCGCUAGGUCCUCUGUUAUGUCUCUUGUGUGUUAAAGUUGGUAUGAUAAACUUCACUGGUUGCCACCCCUCA